AAAAAAAAAAAAAUUGACAUCAGUGAGCACCUCGCACGAUCCAAACACCGGUCCACACUCACCGCCCCCACCGCACCGCUUCUUCGCGGUGGGGGCAGUCCUCUUCGCCAUUCCCACCCUCUCUCUCUCUCUCUCUCUCUCGUCCCACUCCCUCAAACCCUAGCGAUGGCCUCCUCCUCCUCCGCCCCUGCCACCGCCGCAGCUUCCCUCCCCGUCGCAGUCCCUACCACCGCCUCCCGACGGCCUCCUCCACCGUGUUGGACCCAUGAUGAGACUCUUGCUCUCAUUCAGUCCUACUCCCGUUGCUACCUCUCUCUCCGCCGUGCUGCCCUCCGUGCUCCUCACUGGCAGGAGAUCUCCAUCGCUGUUGCCGCCCGGUGCCUUCCCUCUGCUUCCCCGAAGACGCCUAUACAAUGCCGCCAUAAAGUCGAGAAGCUCCGCAAGCGCCUCCGCUCUGAACGCCGGCGUUCAUUGUCUCUCCGCCCUGGUGCUCCCCCUUCCUCGCCCUGGCCUUACUUUUCGCUCCUUGACUCUGUUGAUCCGUUGCCGGCUCCCGAUCCGAUUUCCGAUGAUGGUGGUGGUGGUGGUGGUGGUGGUGUGACGGCGAAUGGAGGAGGGAUUGGUGGGUUGAGGUUUGAGAUCCCGAAGGCCGUGCGGUCUCGAAGGACGGAGAGGAGGAGAGGGAAGGAAGGGGAUGUUUGGGGGGAGAUGGCUUCGGCUCUGAUGAAGCUGGGGGAUGGGUUCUUGAGAGUGGAGCAGAUGAAGAUGGAGAUGGCGAGAGAGGCCGAGAGGAGGAGAAUGGAGAUGCAGCUCCGUCGAACGGAGAUGAUGCUCGAUUCCCAGCGCCGAAUCGUGGAUGCAUUGGUGGAGGGGAUGCUGUGGGAGAAGAGAACCGAAGCUUAUCCAGACUCUUGAAAAAGGCUCAAUCAGGUCAAGAAGAAUGAACUCUAUUCUUCUUUUAAGCGGAGAAGAAGGAUGAAGAAAAUUUGUCAAUUGUCACUUUCUCCUAUGAACUCAAUUCUCAUGCAUGAAUUCUUUUUCAACUGGACUUGUAUGAGAAAAGCAUGUAAAUAUGUAUUUUUUCUUUUUUUCCUGAGAAAACAACAAUGUAGGAUGAUAUUUUGGUUUUAGUAAGGUUUGUUUUCCAGGUCUGGCAUUCAGA
Molecule: messenger RNA, 1162 nt
Organism: Dioscorea cayenensis subsp. rotundata (Guinea yam)
Lineage: Eukaryota; Viridiplantae; Streptophyta; Magnoliopsida; Dioscoreales; Dioscoreaceae
Product: trihelix transcription factor ASIL2-like
Exons: 2
Coding region: 166-915 (249 amino acids)
Cellular component (GO): nucleus
Molecular function (GO): transcription cis-regulatory region binding
Source: RefSeq, a predicted model, not a curated record